UUAAUAAUUAUUACUAUAUUACUCAAGGUUUCUCAAAUGGAAAAUUCCAGCGAAGGCGAAAAAAGUCAGACUCGAGGUGGCAAUUAUGAGAUGGUAAAAUGGCCGUUAAUGCUCAGCAUAUCGAGUCGUGGCAUAGGAUUUAAUGUUGCAAUGACUGUGUACCGGGGAGUAUCGCAAUCUUAAGCCCUAUGGACCCCGGAUAUCUACGCUCUAUAUCGCGUUAGCCUGGCCGCUUUUGAAGCCAAGUUACGGCGGGUGAUGGGGGCUUUUCCAACGAUUUGCCGGUAUAUGGAGCACGUUGCAUAUCUCAAAGUUGAUCCAAAUUUUGAACCCGCCAAUGAUGUUACUUACCUACCGGUUUUUCCCGCCGAUAAAGUCGACUCCAAGGGGCACUUCAUCCCACGCGCCGAGAAUGUGAUCUACUCAAAUCUACGUAGAACCGUCGUGGCGUUGGCUUCGCCAGAAACUCCAUUGCCGUACAGGAUAAUCUUUGAGCAGGACAAUGCGAUUCCGGGAGCCAUUUGGAGCGAUCAUGUCCUGCUGAAUGCCGACGAGAUAAUUCCUGAAGCACAUUCGGCUGACGAUCUCGACAGGGAUUACCGGAAUAUAACACCAUGGCUACAUACCUUGCAGACACUCGCUCCGAAACUCUUUUCUGGAAAUCUUACCCUCGACACAACUGGCAAUAAAGCCAUGUUUCUGUGUAAUUCCCAAAAUGGCCUACGAAUACCAAAUGAUCCUAUAGACUUUCGUCUUGAGAAAACUAUAGAUGAUAAAGCUCCAGCUCUUGACAUCUAAUUGACUUAAGUUAUUUUUUGAUAAUUUUUUUGUUCAUUAAAUGAU
Drosophila elegans is the source of this 843-nucleotide messenger RNA. RefSeq lists its product as uncharacterized. NCBI's taxonomy places the organism in Eukaryota, Metazoa, Arthropoda, Insecta, Diptera, Drosophilidae. The coding region runs from base 259 to 798 and encodes 179 amino acids. The transcript is spliced from 2 exons. The record is from RefSeq and is a predicted model, not a curated record.